Mesorhabditis spiculigera is the source of this 801-nucleotide messenger RNA. Lineage: Eukaryota; Metazoa; Nematoda; Chromadorea; Rhabditida; Rhabditidae. The record is from the annotation of a GenBank genome assembly.
AUGCAGUACUCGGACAGUGAGCCACGGCAACGGACCGCAUCCAGCCCCGGCGACGCCCAGCAAAAUGCCCAAAACCCCGCUUUUACCGAGAAUCUCCAUGCCCAGCUCGGUCAUAUGGUCUGGGAAGCGGGCAGCAAGCAAAUCAAGGACUCCUUCAAUGCCUACGGCCGGAUAGACUAUUUCCGCCCGUAUUUUGACGUCGAGCCGAAGCAGGUCCGUGAUCGACUGUUCCAGUCUUUCAUCCCCAAAUUGCCUACAACGGUGACCUAUGAUCUCUACGGGCCCUCUAUGGUCGUGCUCACGAUGGUGGCCUUCCUAUUGUUGAAUAUGAAAAGCGGAGGAUACACAACUCAAGAUGGCACGUUGAUCGGGUCGGCGAUGGUAUCCUGCUUCGCUGCCUGGAUCAUUAUGUCAACCGUCAUCUCGACGAUGUGCUACGUCGUGAACGUUGACGUCGGCUUUGUGCACACAAUUUCGUUGGUGGGUUAUUCAAUGACUUCACAUUGCCUGGUGCUGCUCCUCACUGCCAUCUACCACCCAUCGCACGAUCACAUGUACUUCUUCGGGUUGCUGCUCCUUUUCUGCUUCCCGUCGGCGCUCAGGAUGGGGAUGUAUUUCGCCUCAAAAACUCGAGAUCCCGCUCACAAGCUGACGGUAAUCGCCGUCUGCGUGGGGAUCCACUUGCUCUACUUGAUCUAUCUGCACUUUGGGUUCCACGUCAUGGUUGAAGAACUUGACGAAAUGCUUGGCGAGUCGCCCAACGUUAUCAAGGCAGCGAUCUCGGCAACGAACGCGUCCGCA